AUGGAGAGCGACGAUGGCGCGAAGGACUCUGCUCUUGCCGAGUCUGACCUCGAAGCAGCGGUUGAGGCAGCUGGCGACGCCGUGGUGGAAGGGGACGAACAGCCUCCGCCAUUCAUUCUUCUCAGUCAGAACUUCUACAGAUCUCGCCGGCCGAAGCAGGUGAAGAACGAUGACGUGGCGGUGUGUGAGUGCGAGCCCCCCGCGCCCUCCUCAGGCGCGGUGGGGUGCCACGUGGACUCGUGUCUCAACGCGCUGCUCUGCACCGAGUGUACCCCGGGCUUCUGCCCCUGCGGGGACGCCUGUCAGAACCAGCGAUUCCAGCGCUGUGAGCAUGCGCGCACAGUUGUGAAGAAGGUCAAGGGUCGAGGCUGGGGCCUUGUGGCUGCGGAGCCCAUCAAGGCAGGGCAGUUUGUGAUAGAGUACUGUGGGGAGGUCGUACCGAACAAGGAAGCGCAGAGGCGCCAUGCUGCGUACCUAGCUGCAGGUGAGAAGAACGUGUAUCUCCUGAAGCUGAACGCGAGGGAGGUCAUCGACCCCACUAAGAUGGGCGCUGCUGCCAGAUUCGUCAACCACUCCUGCGAUCCCAACUGUGAGACGCGCAAGUGGACGGUGUUGGGGGAGAUCCGAGUGGGCAUAUUCGCGCGCAAGGACAUCGAGCCGGGCUGUGAGCUCACAUACGAUUAUGACUACGAGUGGUACGGGGGCGACAAGGUCAAGUGCCGCUGCGGGGCCGCUGCCUGUGUUGGAUUUCUUGGAGCCAAGUCUCGGGCCUUUCAGGAAGAUACAUACCUCUGGGUGGACGACGACGGUCGCUUUGAAGUGGAGGACGUGCCUCUGUAUGAUUCAAGUUCAGAGGAGAGCGAGUAUGAUGACGAGGAGGAGGAAGAGGAGGGAGAGGAGGAAGAAGAAGGAGAAGAGGAGCAGGAUCGGGAGGAAGGAGACAGGCAGGAGGGUGAAGAGAAAGAGGGGAUCGGUGGUAGGGAGAGGGGAGAAGGGGCCGAGGAGGCUGGGAAAGAGGGGAAAGUGGAGGGGAAGGGGAUGAGGAAAGCAGAGCUCUCAGACAGAAAAGGGGGAGGUCGGAAAGUGGGGAAGGGCGGGAGUAAGGAUGGGGAUGCGGAAGGGAACGCAAAGGCAGGAGAGGAGCAGGAGGAGCAGGAGGAGGAGGAGGAGGAGGAGGUUUGGGUUUCGCGAGGAGGAGAAGGAGAGGGGUAUGGAGCAGAGGAGUGGCAGGAGUGGAUUGAGAACGAUUCUGAGGGGUGGGAGGAGGAACUGGAGGAGGAGGGGGGUUCGGUUGCUGACUUGACACAAGAUGGGGAUGAGGAGGAGGGAGGAGAAGGUGUAGGGAAUGGUGGCAUGGGACGGAGCAAACCAUCACCAUCUGGUGUGGGACUCUAUCACCCCGAAUCCUCUCGACCGAUCCCUCCUUCCUCCGUCCGCCCACCUCCUCUCACUGCAGCUGCCGCUGCUGGUUCUCCCAACGCUGCAGCCCACAAACCAAAGCCGAAGCCUCGACCCGCCCCUGCAUGCCCGCCUCUCUCCCCUCGCUCCCGCUCCUGCGCCCUCAUCCCGCCGUCUGCCUGUAGCCCCUGCCUCGCGCCCUACCUCCCUCCCCCCAGCGUGCUCCUUCUCAGGGAAGCGACUAACCAUGCCGCUAGGUCCCGAGCAGGGCAGAUGAUACCUGAUUUGCUGACUAUGGAUUUUGGGGAGGGGGGCGGUGCAGGGGUGGGGAGGAGUGCGGGUGGGGAGGGCGGUGCGGAUGGGUUCGGUGGAGUGCUUGGGUUUGGGGUGCGGAGGAGGAGGGCUGGGAGGGGAGUGUACUUACGGCCUAUUGAGAAGGCACUGAAGCGGGGGGAUGUGGAGAUGUUGUUUGGGAGGGGCAAGGAGGGGGACGAAGAGGCGGAAAGGGAAGAGGAGAAGAGAAAGCAAGUGCUGGAUUUACUGGAAUCAGCCCAGGAGCAGGAGUCAGCCUUCUUUGCUCUCAAGCCCCAGGCUUCCCAGCUAUCAUCAGCAGCAGCAGCCCCGCCUGGAGCCGCCUCGCGUGCCAUCAACGAGCAGCUGAUAAGAGCGCACUGCAGCAGGCUGCUAGCCUCGUUCAAGCUCAGCGCCAGUGUCCUUUCACUUGGUGCGAGUGCUGCGGCUCUUCCUGCCGCUGCCCCUGCUAGUACUGCUGCUCCUGCUGAUGCUGCUGGUGCCGAUUGUGCUUGUGGUGGUGGUGGUGCUGCUGCUGUUGCUGCUACUGCUGUUGCUGCUGCUGCCGCUGCUGCUGCUGUUGCUGCUGCUGCUGCUUCUCACGGUUAA
Messenger RNA from Closterium sp. Yama58-4, 2298 nucleotides. The record is from the annotation of a GenBank genome assembly. Lineage: Eukaryota; Viridiplantae; Streptophyta; Zygnematophyceae; Desmidiales; Closteriaceae.